Annulohypoxylon truncatum is the source of this 2019-nucleotide messenger RNA. RefSeq names its product Dolichyl-diphosphooligosaccharide-protein glycosyltransferase 48kDa subunit. NCBI's taxonomy places the organism in Eukaryota, Fungi, Ascomycota, Sordariomycetes, Xylariales, Hypoxylaceae. Gene Ontology annotation, cellular component: endoplasmic reticulum membrane; oligosaccharyltransferase complex. The record is from RefSeq and is a predicted model, not a curated record. The coding region runs from base 289 to 1683 and encodes 464 amino acids. The transcript is spliced from 4 exons.
CCCUUGUAUAACGAACGUCUAAAUUGCUUGGCAGGUACGGGCUACGUAUGCCAGACCUCCAAAAGUUCGUAGCGAUUCGUAACCUUAAGUGAGACAGCUGACAGCUGGACUUUUGUACAUUUAUUUUGUACAUUUUACAUCUUAACCUUCUACAACCAUCCAUACACUUACGACUCACGAUCACGACCACCACACAGGUCCCAUGCGCGGCGAGAUUCCUGCCGUCGCGACCCUUUUCUUCUUCCCUUGUUCUCUUUGAAUCCAAUUGACCACUGAGACAUCGCAAAGAUGAAGUCGCUAAUCUCCUUCGUCGUCCUCUUCUGGGCCGCUCUCGUCCACGCCAUCAGCUCUAGCGGGGAUAGGCUGCUGGUCGUCCUCGAGGAUGUCGCCGAGAAAGAAGGUUAUUCUAAGUUCCUGGGCGACCUAGAAGGCCGAGGAUUCCAGAUUAACUACGAGACACCAAAGAGCGACAGCCUACGAUUGUUCAACCUAGGCGAGAAGUCCUACGACCACGUUCUAUUCUUCCCCACCAAAUCUAAGGGCCUUGGUCCACACCUAACACCCAAGAUUCUUCUCGACUUCAUCAACGCAGAUGGCAACAUCCUCCUAGCCCUCUCGGCCUCUCAACCCGCUCCAACAUCACUUGUUUCUCUACUACUCGAAUUAGACAUCCACCUACCGCCCGACCGACAGGGACUCGUAGUCGACCACUUCAACUACGACGUCUUGUCCGCUCCGGAGAAGCACGAUGUGCUGCUGUUGUCACCCCCUGGAGCUCUACGACCUGACGUUAGAGACUUAUUCAGCCCGCCAACUCCAAACGGUGAGCUCAUCGCUUUCCCUAGCGGGACUGGCCAGACCCUCGGAGCGGGUUCCCUCCUCACGCCGAUCUUGCGCGCUCCCUCCACAUCUUACAGCUACAAUCCGAAAGAACAAGCCGAAACCAUCGACGACCUCUUCGCAAGCGGCGACCAGCUGUCCCUCGUUAGCACCAUGCAAGCCCGUAACUCCGCCCGCUUCACCGUCCUCGGCUCCGCCGAGCUGUUAAGCGACAAGUGGUUCGACGCCAAGGUGAAGAAGGUCGGCGAAACGAAGGAGGUCGCUACCGUCAAUCGCGAGUUCGCCAAGUUGCUGUCGGGUUGGACGUUCCAGGAGAUUGGCGUCCUGAAAGUGAACUCGGUUACGCACAACUUGAACGAGGCUGGUCAGAGCAACGCUAGUAACCCUAAGAUCUACCGUAUCAAGAACGAUGUCACCUACUCUAUCUCUCUUUCCGAGUACGUCUGGGAUAAAUACGUCCCCUUCGCUGUACCCGAGUCCGAUGCGCUUCAACUCGAAUUCAGCAUGCUGUCUCCUUUCCACCGUCUGAACCUCGCCCCCACAGUCGACGACGGAGAUAGCGGCAAGGUGUACUCGGUCUCAUUCAAGCUACCGGACCAGCACGGCAUCUUUAACUUCAAGGUCAACUACAAGAGACCCUUCCUUACCAACGUCGAAGAGAAGGUAACGGUGUCGGUGCGCCACUUCGCCCACGACGAAUGGCCCCGCAGCUACGUCAUCAGCGGCGCCUGGCCCUGGCUCGCGGGUAUUAGCGCUACUGUCACGGGUUGGCUCGGCUUCUGCGCCAUUUGGCUGUAUAGUAAACCUGUCACUGAGGCAGAAGAGAGCAAGAAGACGCAGUAAGGGAGCUGAAGUUCCAACUUAAGGUUAAAAGGCAUACGCGCCUAGUGAGGGGAGGACAGGGAACGGGAGGUUUACCAACAAAAGGGAUAUGUGGGCUUAUGACGGUGUCUGAAAAUGCGUGGACAUACCUGGAUGGAUAUGGACGCGAGACAUGGACACGGAUUUGCUCGGAUGGGUUGCAGAUAACGAAAUGAAUAAAAUCGUUUGAGAUCUAAUUAUCCUCCUAGACUACGUCUAUGCCGUUGGGUUCGCGGCCAUUAGUUGGCUUGACUGCGGGAUUGACUACCUACCUAGGUAUCUAAGGUGUUAGUGGUGCGAAUUAAAUUGUGAACUAUA